AGAAGUACCUAGGUACCGUUUGCUAUCACGUCAAUUCCUUUCCCAUCAGCACUUUCUUCUCUGUUGGGAACAAUCGCCGCCCGAAAGAACCAUCUUAUCGCCCAUUACACAUUUGUCUAUAUCGCCGCCGACUUACCUCAUUUGUAUCCUUUUUCAACAUCUUCAUCUUUCAACAAUCAACAACCUUGCGAAUCACUUCCAAUCCACUUUCGACUCGAUUAUUGACAAAUCAAUCACCCUCUUCGAAACAAUUUAUCUCUACCUAAGUCAUUAGGUAGUAGGUAUCGAAGAAUAUCACAGGAACCAUUAUUACUUCGUAGACCGCCGUCUUUUACCAAAUUCAACAUGUCGACCGCCGCCCGCCGCCGCUUGAUGCGAGACUUCAAGCGCAUGCAGACUGACCCCCCCGCCGGAGUGUCUGCAUCCCCGGUCCCCGACAACGUUAUGACUUGGAAUGCGGUUAUCAUAGGACCGGCUGACACACCUUUUGAAGAUGGCACGUUUCGACUCGUAAUGCAUUUCGAGGAGCAAUACCCGAACAAGCCUCCGGCAGUCAAAUUCAUCAGCCAGAUGUUUCACCCCAAUGUCUAUGCUACGGGCGAGUUGUGCCUUGAUAUUCUCCAGAAUCGCUGGAGCCCCACAUACGACGUUGCCGCCGUCCUGACGAGCAUUCAAAGUCUGCUCAAUGACCCCAAUACCGGCUCCCCCGCGAAUGUUGAAGCCUCUAAUCUCUACAAGGACAAUCGUAAGGAGUACACUAAGAGGGUUCGUGAGACCGUAGAGAAGAGCUGGGAGGACUAAGCUCGUUCCAUCCUUUAUUAAACCGAUAUAAACCCGAACCCGGACUUAUGGCUCGAAAGGUAUGGAACAUAGCUCGAUAGAGAUCUAUGAGAGCCAGAGCAAGAUGGAAGAGUUUACGAUGGGAGCUUAGGACUUUUGCGCGAGCAUUUUAGCAACAUAUUAGCAUGGCGCCGCUUCGGCUCUAGGCAAGAAUCAUCCGCAAGGGGAGUAAUGGCUCGGCGUUUCGGUAGGCGCCGAAUAGGAGGAAGUAUCAUAGGUUAUGGUGUUAAGGAGAAUCAUGUUCCUUGAUGCCUGGAUGACCAGGUAUCUUCCAAGUAGUACUUUACGAACCACUACUCUACCGUAGUACUCUAUGGUGAUGAUUUCUGAAUAUCCUCGCAUUGGCUCUGGCGUUUCGUUUCCCUUUCUAAGCUAGGAAUGCUGCAUGCCUAGGUAGGCCUAGGCAGUUAGCAUUAGUGCUUAGGUAGUUACUGAAUUCGCAACGAAAUCCAUGGUUACAAAAUGAUAAUAAAAUGAUGGCGAUCAC
This is a messenger RNA of Hypoxylon fragiforme, 1327 nucleotides long. Its product is annotated as ubiquitin-conjugating enzyme E2 2. Gene Ontology annotation, cellular component: HULC complex. The record is from RefSeq and is a predicted model, not a curated record. Gene Ontology annotation, molecular function: ubiquitin conjugating enzyme activity. The transcript has 4 exons. Gene Ontology annotation, biological process: proteasome-mediated ubiquitin-dependent protein catabolic process; protein polyubiquitination; DNA repair. Bases 346 to 801 code for a protein of 151 amino acids. Lineage: Eukaryota; Fungi; Ascomycota; Sordariomycetes; Xylariales; Hypoxylaceae.